Molecule: messenger RNA, 9313 nt
Organism: Bactrocera dorsalis (oriental fruit fly)
Lineage: Eukaryota; Metazoa; Arthropoda; Insecta; Diptera; Tephritidae
Exons: 5
Coding region: 955-2529 (524 amino acids)
Biological process (GO): chromatin remodeling
Cellular component (GO): nucleus
Molecular function (GO): catalytic activity
Source: RefSeq, a predicted model, not a curated record
CAAUACCACUAAAUAUUUAGUGAUAGUGAAAAACAAAUUGCAAUACCACUAAAUAUUUAGUGAUAGUGAAAAAAAAUGCACUAUCACUAAACCUUUACUUUACAGCCAUCCAUAAGUGCUAGUACAUCAUUUCUCGAAUUCGAUGACGAGUCCACAGAUGAAAAUCAAUGUAUACAAGGCGGAGCUGUAGCAACCGAAGUAACUUUGUACUUGAAUGACGCUGAUGCUUUGCACCGCUUUCCUAUUAUAAAAAAAAAAAAAUUUUAAAUACAACACACCUCUUCCUUCCUCUGCGCCAGUGGAAAGACUUUUUUCCUUUGCUGGAAUUGUCAAUCGAUCCAAAAGGCAAAAUCUCACCGACCGUAAUUUUGAAAUACCAACAGAACCACACGUGUUCUUAUUUUAUCCGCGCGUGCAUUAUAUUUAAGUGAUAGUGAUGAAGAAAAUAGUGUAAACAUUCGUCGUGAGCGCAGAAAUUUGAGGAAUAUUUCAAAAGACGUGCUGGAAAUGGAUGACUAUAACGCAUUUAUACACAUUUUGGGGGAAUGCGAAAAUGAACUUGGAAAUGACAAAAGACAAGGUUCUCUUUCUCCAAAAAUAAAACUUGCUGCAUGUCUACGUUUCUUAGCCACGGGUAGUUAUCAACAUUGUAUUGGGUUUGAAAAUCGUUAGCGCAUCAAAUUAUCGGAGAGGACAUGCAUAUUUAAUACUAGAUGGAGUCAUGUGUAGAAGUUCACGCAAGUGAGGAAAGUUCUCUGACUGCCAUUCACUUGGGAGUGGCCAGAAACGAUUCUUUUACAUGUGACUCAAGCAGCUCACGACUUCCGGUCUUUGACCAAGUAUCCUCUGGGUAGCCUAAGAAAAGCGAAACAUCCCCUGCAUAGGGUUGUGCGCUGGGUUUGGGACCCGCCACGUAAAAAAACACCCCCAGUGAAUAGUCAUAACCAGCCUCGGAUGAGAGACCCCACUUUUGAUGACGACCAUGGCAAACGAAAUAAGGACUACGAAUUGAGGGCAUGCACCUGGAAUGUCCGGUCCCUUAACUGGGAAGGUGCCACUGCCCAGCUGGUUGAUGUCCUCGUGAAAACAAAGGCUGACAUCACCGCCGUCCAAGAAAUGCGAUGGACGGGACAAGGACAGAGACGAGUAGGUCCUUGUGACAUUUACUACAGUGGCCAUAUAAAGGAGAGCAGGUUUGGUGUGGGAUUCGUGGUGGGAGAGAGACUCCGUCGCCGAGUACUAUCAUUCACUGCGGUGAAUGCACGUCUAGCCACAAUCCGCAUCAAAGCGAGGUUCUUCAACAUAUCGCUGAUUUGCGCCCACGCCCCGACGGAAGAGAAGGACGAUGUGACCAAAGAUGCCUUUUAUGAGUGCUUGGAGCGCACUUAUGUGAGAUGCCCCCGUCACGAUGUAAAAAUCGUGCUUGGCGACUUCAACGCCAGGGUGGGCAAAGAAGGUAUCUUUGGUACUACGGUCGGUAAAUUCAGCCUCCACGACGAAACUUCCCCAAAUGGGUUGAGGCUGAUCGACUUCGCCGGGGCCCGAAAUGUGGUUAUCUGUAGUACUAGAUUCCAGCAUAAGAAGAUCCAUCAAGCUACCUGGCUGUCUCCGGAUCGAAAAACUACCAACCAGAUCGAUCAUGUUGUGAUAGACGGAAGACACGUCUCCAGUGUUUUAGAUGUGCGUACGCUCCGAGGUCCUAACAUCGACUCGGACCACUAUCUUGAUGCAGCUAAGAUUCGCACCCGCCUCUGUGCAGCAAAAAACGCACGCAAACAAUCACAAGGAAGGUUCGACGUCGAGAAGCUGCAAUCACAACAGACAGCCGAACGAUUUUCUACUCGGCUUGCACUCCUGCUCUCUGAGAGCACUCAUCAAGAACUCGGUAUAAGGGAACUGUGGGACGGCAUUUCAAACUCCUUACGUACAGCUGCAACCGAAACCAUUGGUUUUCGGAAAGUGCAAAAGAACAGCUGGUACGACGAGGAGUGCCGUGUCGCAGCGGAGAGAAAACAGGCUGCCUACCUCGCAACGUUACGAUCGACCACAACACGUGCGGGAUGGGAUAGAUACCGAGAGUUGAAGAGGGAAGCGAGACGCAUUUGCAGACAGAAGAAGAAAGAGGCCGAAAUGCGUGAGUACGAACAGCUUGAUAAGCUGGCCGACAGGGGUAAUGCUCGAAAAUUCUAUGAAAAAAUGCGGCGACUUACAGAAGGUUUCAAGACCGGAGCAUACUCCUGUAGAACCCUCCAAGGUGAUCUAGUUACUAAUGCCCAGAGCAUACUUAAAUUAUGGAGGGAACACUUCUCCAACCUGCUGAAUGGCAGUGAACGUACAACACCGGGAGAAGGCGAAUCCGAUUCCCCAAUCGAUGACGAUGGAGCAGACGUUCCAUUGCCCGAUCAUGAAGAAGUUCGAAUAGCAAUUGCCCGCCUGAAAAACAACAAAGCUGCAGGGGCCGAUGGAUUGCCGGCCGAGCUAUUCAAACACGGCGGCGAAGAGCUGAUAAGGAGCAUGCAUCAACUGUAAAAUAUGGUCGGACGAAAGCAUGCCCAACGAUUGGAAUUUAAGUGUGCUAUGCCCAAUCCAUAAAAAAGGAGACCCCACAAUCUGGGCUAACUACCGUGGGAUUAGCCUCCUCAACAUCGCGUAUAAGGUUCUAUCGAGCGUAUUGUGUGAAAGAUUAAAGCCCACCGUCAGCAAACUGAUUGGACCUUAUCAGUGUGGCUUUAGACCUGGUAAAUCAACAACUGACCAGAUAUUCACCAUGCGCCAAAUCUUGGAAAAGACCCGUGAAAAGAGAAUCGACACUCACCACCUAUUCGUCGAUUUCAAAGCUACUUUCGACAGCACGAAAAGGAGCUGCCUUUAUGCCACGAUGUCUGAAUUUGGUAUCCCCGCGAAACUAAUACGGCUGUGUAAACUGACGUUGAGCAACACGAAAAGCUCCGUCAGGAUCGGGAAGGACCUCUCCGAGCCGUUCGAUACCAAACGAGGUUUCAGACAGGGUGAUUCCCUAUAAUUCGACUUUUUCAGCCUGCUUCUGGAGAAAAUAGUUCGAGCUGCAGAACUCAACAGAGAAGGUACCAUCUUCUAUAAGAGUGUACAACUGCUGGCAUAUGCCGAUGAUAUUGAUAUCAUCGGCCUCAACACCCGCGCCGUUAGUUCUGCUUUCUCCAGACUGGACAAGGAAGCAAAAGAAAUUGGUCUGGCAGUGAACGAGGGCAAGACGAAAUAUCUCCUGUCAUCAAACAAACAGUCGUCGCACUCGCGACUUGGCACUCACGUCACUGUUGACAGUCAUAACUUUGAAGUUGUAGAUAAUUUCGUCUAUAUUGGAACCAGCGUAAACACCACCAACAAUGUCAGCCUUGAAAUCCAACGCAGGAUAACUCUUGCCAACAGCUGCUACUUCGGACUAAGUAGGCAAUUGAGAAGCAAAGUCCUCUCUCGACGAACAAAAACCAAACUCUAUAAGUCACUCAUAAUUCCCGUCCUGCUAUAUGGUGCAGAGGCCUGGACGAUGUCAACAACAGAUGAGUCGGCGCUGCGAGUUUUCGAGAGAAAAGUUCUGCGAAAGAUUUAUGGUCCUUUGCGCGUUGGCCACGGCGAAUAUCGCAUUCGAUGGAACGAUGAGCUGUACGAGAUAUACGACGACAUUGACAUAGUUCAGCGAAUUAAAAGACAGCCACUACGCUGGCUAGGUCAUGUUGUCCGGAUGGACGAAAACACUCCAGCUCUGAAAGUAUUCGACGCAGUACCCGCCGCGGGAAGCAGAGGAAGAGGAAGACCUCCACUCCGUUGGAAGGACCAAGUGGAGAAGGACCUGGCCUCGCUUGGAAUAUCCAAUUGGCGCCACGUAGCGAAAAGAAGAAACGACUGGCGCGCUGUUGUUGACUCGGCUAUAAUCGCAUAAGCGGUGUCUACGCCAAUUAAGAAGAAGAAGAAGAAUAAUUUGCUAAAAAUACUAUCAAUUUAUACGAAUGUACUAAUCGAAUAUAUAUUUUGUAAAGGUGACAAAGGCUACCCUCUUCAACCGUGGCUCAUAACUCCGUUUAGGGAAACAAUAACAUGCGUCCGAAAAGGGAGAUUCAACACAUAUCAUGCUAAAGGCCGAAUUGUUAUUGAGAAAACAAUAGGUUUAUUAAAAUCGGCAUUUCGUUGUCUUUGUAGUGAACGAGGACUACAUUACGUACCAUAUAAAGCAGGGCGUAUUGUCAAUUUAUGCUGCGCAUUGCAUAAUAUUCGUUUGCAUUUUAAUUCAAAUGAAAACAUAAAUGAGUUAAACCUGGACACAACUGAAAAUGCAUAUUCCAACGAAGAUGAGAAUGAUAUAGAUGAUACGCCUACCGAUGAAGCAAAUAGAAUUAGAGAUAGUUUUUUAGAUAUUUUUUAAUAUAAGUUCAUAGUAUAUUGACUUAAAACUCGAAAUCAACAACAGAAAGUAAGACAACCGAACAACGUACGGAGAAAGCAGGAACCAGUGCGGAAAGCCGAACCAAAAGAUAUAAAGAAGAUCAGACCUAUUUCAGUGUAAGGCAUGCAGCCGGAAGUUAUGUUAUACGAGUAUAUGAAUUAGAAAUAUAUAUUAAUAGAUAUAGAACAAUUUUAUGAAUAUUCAGUGGGAAAUAAACCCAGCAAUUUAGGGUGCGAGCGUUUGUAUUAAUGUGAAAAGUGUAAAAUCACAGUAUUGUAAAGUUUCCCCCCCAAAAAAAGAGGACCCUUCCACGCUGCACUGAGGCUGAUACAUACAUAAGUAUGUAUACGGUACUAUGCAAUGAUACUAAUGCAAAUUUGACUGAACUGGGGAACUAUUAGUUGAUAAGAUAUAGCAUUUUGGGUGAAGCAAUUUAGGUUCUUCUUCUUUACUGGCGUAGACACCGCUUACGCGAUUAGAGCUGAGUUAACAACAGCGCCAGUCGUCUCUUCUUUUCGCUACGUGGCGCCAAUUGGAUAUUCCAAGCGAAUCCAGGUCCUUCUCCACUUGGUCCUUCCAACGGAGUGGAGCACUUCCUCUUUCUCUGCUUCCCCGGCGGGUACUGCGUCAAAUACUUUCAGAGCUGGAGUGUUUUCGUCCAUUCGGACAACAGGACCUAGCCAGCGUAGCCGCUGUCUUUUAAUUCGCUGAACUAUGUCAAUGUUGUUGUUUAAAUGAGUUAAGCCUCCACCCCCUCUACCCGGUAAAACUGGCGCAUCCUAAUAAAACAGCGAAAUUCACCACAGGAUGCUACUGCAACGCAACACCAAUAACUCACCACAUCUAUACCAACCCAACCAACAAAAGGAAUGGACAACGGGAAAGCUCACGAAAUUCGCUCAAGGCAGUUCGACACAUACACCUCGAUCAGAUACAUUCGCUUACACACUUCGCCGCGUCGACCUACAAAUCCGCCAAGUCUCAACAUAAUUCGACCGCAGCUACAAAUGAAUAAACUUCGUUUUUCCAACAAGUUCCUGCCAGCAUCAAUACAACAACCAACUGAGUUUAAUCGAACACCACAAGCUUCCGAAUUAAUUUAGAUAUAUUUAAAUUUGUAUUUUAAAUAUAUCAAACAUUAAAACAAAUUGUUUACGAAAUCUUCCGGGCAGUUUCAUUUUCCAUUUUUGACCGUGGGUGUGAAAGAGUUGGAAUACCCUAACAAAUUGAGGGGUUUAAUUAGUCGUCAUAUUUCUCAUACAGCUCAUCGUUCCAUCGAAUGCGGUAUUCGCCGUGGCCAACGCGCAAAGGACCAUAAAUCUUUCGCAAAACUUUUCUCUCGAAAACUCUCAACGUCGACUCAUCAGUUGUUGUCAUCGUCCAAGCCUCUGCACCAUAUAGCAGGACGGGAAUUAUGAGCGUCUUAUAGAGUUUGGUUUUUGAGAGAACUUUGCUUCUCAAUUGCCUACUCAGUCCAAAGUAGCACCUGUUGGCAAGGGUUAUCCUGCGUUGGAUUUUCAGUCUGACGUUGUUGGUGGUGAUUACGGUUGUUCCAAAAUAGACGAAAUUAUCUACAACUUCAAUGUUAUGACUGUCAAUAGUGACGUGAGAGCCAAGUCGCGAGUUCGAUGACUGUUUGUUUGAUGGCAGGAGAUAUUUCGUCUUGCCCUCGUUCACUGCCAGACCCAUUUGCCUUGCUUCCUUGUCCAGUCUGGAGAAAGCAGAACUAACGGUGCGUGUGUUGAGUACGAUGAUAUAAAUGUCAUUGGCAUGCGCCAGCAGCUGUACGCUCUUAUAAAAGAUUGUACCUGCUCGAUUCAGUUCUGCAGCUCGAGCUAUUUUCUCCAGCAGCAGAUUGAAGAAGUCGCACGAUAGGGAGUCGCCUUGUCUGAAGCCUCGUUUGGUAUCAAACGGUUCAGAGAGGUCCUUCCCGAUCCUGACGGAACUUUUGUUUUAGUUUUGCGGGGAUACUAAAUUCAGACAUCGCGGCAUAAAGGCUGUUUCUUUUCGUGCUGUCGAAAGCAGCUUUGAAAUCGGCGAAGAGGGGGUGUGUGUCGAUUCUCCUUUCACGGGUCUUUUCCAAGACUUGGCGUAUGGUGAAUAUCUGGUCGGUUGUUGAUUUGCCAGGUCUAAAGCCACACUGAUAAGGUCCAAUCAGUUUGUUGACGGUGGACUUUAAUCUUUCACGCAAUACGCUCAAUAGAACCUUGUACGCGAUGUUGAGGAUGCUUAUCCCACGGUAGUUGGCGCAGAUUGUUGGGUCUCCUUUUUUAUGGAUUGGGCAUAGCACACUUAAAUUCCAAUCGUUGGGCAUGCUUACAUCCGACCAUAUUUUGCAAAGAAGCUGAUGCAUGCUCCUUAUCAGUUCUUCGCCGCCGUGUUUGAAUAGCUUGGCCGGCAAUCCAUCGGCCCCGCCGCUUUGUUGUUCUUCAGGCGGGUAAUUGCUAUUCGAACUUCUUCAUGGUCGGGCAAUGGAACGUCUGCUUCAUUGUCAUCGAUUGGGGAAUCGAGCUCGCCUUCUUCUGGCGUUGUACGUUCACUGCCAUUCAGCAGGCUGGAGAAGUGUUCCCUCCAUAAUUUACGUAUGUCAAUAAAGAGGGGAGUUUCUCUUCCGAGGCUGUUGGUUAUGUUUCGUUGGAGGUGUUUUUUUACAUGGCGGGUCCCAAACCCAGCGCACAAUCCUAUACAGAGGAUUCGGCUUCUUACUUUAGCUCGCCUUCAAACGGGUGUUCUUAUGCUAUCCAGAGGUUACUUGGUCAAAGACCGGACGUCGUGAGCUGCUUGAGCCAUAUGUAAAAGAAUCGCUUCUGGCCACUCCCAAGUGAAUGGCGAUCAGAGAACUUUCCUCACUUGCGUGAACUUCUACACAUGACUCUAAUUUGGGUUAGUUUACAAAAAAGGGAUCAAAAGAAUUUCGUGUGUUCAUAAAACAUUGCUUUUUGGGGGAAAAUGCUAUUGAAUUUGGGCUCUGUACCUGGAAAAUCAACCUUUGUAAGGAGAUUUGCUAAGUUGAAAAGAGGCAAAAUGAGCAUCGGGAACAAUGACGGGAGUGGACGCCGAAAGCUCUGUUCAAAGUGGGUGCUGCGCAAGUUCAUAAUUCAGUACAAACAACGAAUUGAUGAUUCUUAGGAGUGUUUGAGGGCUAUUUAUUCGUAAUAAAACCGUACCGUCGGUCUGUGACAAUAGAAACAUGGCUCCAUCAUUUCACACUGGAGUCCAACAGACAGUCAGCCUAAUGGACUCCACAUUAUGAACUAGUCCUCAAGUGUGGAAAAAAGAAAAAGUUGGGUGGCAUCAGUCUUUUGGAAUGCAGGUGGUAUAACAUUCAUCGCCUUAUUGCUGAGCCAGUCAUGAUCCAUUGCACUGCGUUAGUUAGCAAUUUAUUAUUUUUGAAGAAAAAAUUUGAAAUUGUACAUAUAUCAUGCUAAAGGCCGAAUUGUUAUUGAGAAAACAAUAGGUUUAUUAAAAUCGGCAUUUCGUUGUCUUUGUAGUGAACGAGGACUACAUUACGUACCAUAUAAAGCAGGGCGUAUUGUCAAUUUAUGCUGCGCAUUGCAUAAUAUUCGUUUGCAUUUUAAUUCAAAUGAAAACAUAAAUGAGUUAAACCUGGACACAACUGAAAAUGCAUAUUCCAACGAAGAUGAGAAUGAUAUAGAUGAUACGCCUACCGAUGAAGCAAAUAGAAUUAGAGAUAGUUUUUUAGAUAUUUUUUAAUAUAAGUUCAUAGUAUAUUGACUUAAAACUCGAAAUCAACAACAGAAAGUAAGACAACCGAACAACGUACGGAGAAAGCAGGAACCAGUGCGGAAAGCCGAAUCAAAAGAUAUAAAGAAGAUCAGACCUAUUUCAGUGUAAGGCAUGCAGCCGGAAGUUAUGUUAUACGAGUAUAUGAAUUAGAAAUAUAUAUUAAUAGAUAUAGAACAAUUUUAUGAAUAUUCAGUGGGAAAUAAACCCAGCAAUUUAGGGUGCGAGCGUUUGUAUUAAUGUGAAAAGUGUAAAAUCACAGUAUUGUAAAGUUUCCCCCCCAAAAAAAGAGGACCCCUCCACGCUGCACUGAGGCUGAUACAUACAUAAGUAUGUAUACGGUACUAUGCAAUGAUACUAAUGCAAAUUUGACUGAACUGGGGAACUAUUAGUUGAUAAGAUAUAGCAUUUUGGGUGAAGCAAUUUAGGUUCUUCUUCUUUACUGGCGUAGACACCGCUUACGCGAUUAGAGCUGAGUUAACAACAGCGCUAGUCGUCUCUUCUUUUCGCUACGUGGCGCCAAUUGGAUAUUCCAAGCGAAUCCAGGUCCUUCUCCACUUGGUCCUUCCAACGGAGUGGAGCACUUCCUCUUUCUCUGCUUCCCCGGCGGGUACUGCGUCAAAUACUUUCAGAGCUGGAGUGUUUUCGUCCAUUCGGACAACAGGACCUAGCCAGCGUAGCCGCUGUCUUUUAAUUCGCUGAACUAUGUCAAUGUUGUUGUUUAAAUGAGUUAAGCCUCCACCCCCUCUACCCGGUAAAACUGGCGCAUCCUAAUAAAACAGCGAAAUUCACCACAGGAUGCUACUGCAACGCAACACCAAUAACUCACCACAUCUAUACCAACCCAACCAACAAAAGGAAUGGACAACGGGAAAGCUCACGAAAUUCGCUCAAGGCAGUUCGACACAUACACCUCGAUCAGAUACAUUCGCUUACACACUUCGCCGCGUCGACCUACAAAUCCGCCAAGUCUCAACAUAAUUCGACCGCAGCUACAAAUGAAUAAACUUCGUUUUUCCAACAAGUUCCUGCCAGCAUCAAUACAACAACCAACUGAGUUUAAUCGAACACCACAAGCUUCCGAAUUAAUUUAGAUAUAUUUAAAUUUGUAUUUUAAAUAUAUCAAACAUUAAAACAAAUUGUUUACGAAAU